Molecule: messenger RNA, 978 nt
Organism: Thlaspi arvense
Lineage: Eukaryota; Viridiplantae; Streptophyta; Magnoliopsida; Brassicales; Brassicaceae
Source: the annotation of a GenBank genome assembly
AGACGGGUCCGGAGAGAGGAAGGAAAGAAGGAGAUGGGAGGGGUGACGUCUUCGGUGGCGGCAAAGUUUGCCUUCUUCCCGCCGAGUCCGCCGUCUUACAAGGUGGUCACCGACGAGCUCACCGGACUGUUGCUUCUGGCACCUUUCCCGCACAGGGAAAACGUGGAAAUCCUCAAGCUUCCGACGAGAAGAGGCACGGAGAUCGUGGCCAUGUACGUGAAGCACCCGAUGGCCACCUCGACGCUCCUCUACUCACAUGGAAACGCCACCGAUCUGGGACAGAUGUAUGAGCUCUUCAUCGAGCUUAGCAUCCAUCUCAAGGUUAAUCUCAUGGGCUACGAUUACUCCGGGUAUGGACAAUCAACUGGAAAGCCGAGCGAGCAUAACACGUAUGCUGAUAUCGAAGCUGUUUAUAAGUGUCUUGAAGAAACAUACGGCUCUAAGGCGGAGGACGUAAUCCUCUACGGCCAGUCUGUAGGGAGCGGGCCGACAUUAGAUCUCGCUUCCCGGUUGCCUCAACUGAGAGCCGUGGUCCUCCACAGCCCCAUUCUCUCCGGUUUAAGAGUAAUGUACUCCGUUAAGAAAACCUACUGGUUCGACAUCUACAAGAACAUCGACAAAAUCCCUUACCACUACCCUGAAUACAUCAGGCACCUCAAGAAGUUCAUCACAACAGUUGAGAGACUACCUUCGCGGAGCAGCGACCAAUCGAAGCAGAGCGGCGUGAGAGAUGAUGCGCCUCCUCCUCCGAGGAAGAGCGUGGACAGGAGAGAGAAGCCGAGGCAGAGCACGGAGCGUAGUAAGCCGCCAAAGAGUCAGUCGAAGAAGAGUAGCAGCAAGCUCAAGAUCUCUUUUGAUCACCAUCUCGACCGGUCCAGGAGGAGCCUUGACUGCCAUGACAAGACUCGGAAGAGCGUUGACCACUCUCAUCAGGUUGAGAUGGGCAGGAAGAGUGUGGAUAGGUUUGGGAUAGAGUGA